AUGACGCAAAAUAAUACCCACCCGCCUCACGAUCGGGUGACGAGUAAGUUCUUCGGUAAGAAGAAUAAAAAGAGUAAGAAAUAUUAUAAGACGAGAGCUGGAACUUACGCGGGAAGAGAACGCGCGAAUACGGCUAUGGACAAUGAUGUCACACCAGUCUACCUAGCGGCACAGGAGGGUCACUUAGCUGUACUCAAAUACCUGGUCCUCGAGGCCGGGGGAAGGUUGGACGCCCGAGCUCGGGAUGGCAUGCUGCCCAUACAUGCGGCGGCGCAGACCGGCUGCUUGGACUGCGUCAAAUGGAUGAUCGUGGAGCGCGGCGUCGACCCCAACGCGAGAGACGGCGACGGGGCCACGCCGCUGCACUUUGCUGCUUCCCGAGGCCACUUGACGACGGUUCGCUGGCUGCUGCGCCACGGGGCGAGGCUCCACUUGGACAGACACGGGAAGAGCCCUAUCAACGAUGCUGCCGAGAAUCAUCAUUUGGAGUGUUUAAACGUUUUGGUUGCGGCCGGUGCCGCCGGCGACAACAAGCAACUCUCAUCGUACAAGGCUGUCCACUCUUGCGCCUGCACCCCUGGAGAAACGAGAUGCGCUCUGUCAAAUUGUGUAAACGCAAACGACCGGUCCCCAUUUUAUCUACAUGGACCGGAGCAAAGGUGUUCGUCCACCCGGGAGCGCCGAGGGUCCGUCUCGUCCACCGUCGGGUCAAUAAGCUCGGCCAGAUCUGGCCCGGCCGACGGAUUAUAUGUCAACCCCAUGCAGAGAACGACUGCGGUCACGCAGAACAGUUCGUCGGGGGAAGAGAGUUCGGCAUGUUCAGCAUCGGAGCCCGACACGACUAACUCGGGAGGCUGGUUCCUUCACGGAUCCAACAAUACUUCAGGGGCUCCGGCAGCCUUGUAUCAAAGGGUGAGGGACCUUUUCCAGACGCGUUCACCGGGUCCGAGGGUGCCCGCUGAAGGCCAAGAGGCGCCCACCAUGACAGUAAAAGCAGAAAUUCAUGGCAUCAAAGAGGCGACGACAGCGCCAGAGCAUUCGGACAGCGACAGUGGAGCAGAAGCGACGAGGCGUGAUCACCACUACGAAGAUAUAUAUCUGGCGAGGGAGGAACACCAGAGGAGAAGGAGCAGCUCUCGCGACUCGGGCAGCCACAGCAGGCCAGGGAGUGCGGCGCUGGUGGUGGACUACGAGGACAAGGAUACUGCCAACGAAUCAUCAAACAAAAAUUAUGAAGAAGUAUCUCCACCACCUUCGGAGACUCAAACCAAGUCAACCAUCGCCACUAAAUUGGCAGCCCUCACGCAUAAAGCACACAAUUUUGUAAGUAUUUAA
Messenger RNA from Leptosia nina, 1335 nucleotides. Lineage: Eukaryota; Metazoa; Arthropoda; Insecta; Lepidoptera; Pieridae. The record is from the annotation of a GenBank genome assembly.